ACCACUGUCAAGUGUCAACAUUGCUCGCUGAUAGUGAUAAGGUUAGAUAAGAGAUCAAAGUGAAAAAAAUCAUAACAAUAUUGUUUUGUUUAACCUUACCAAAUGUUUCGUAAGGUUUCAUAAUCAUAACCUCCUAGAAUCGUAGUGUAAAGUAGUGCGGUUUGUAAUAUGAAUUUUCUAAGAAUUUUAUCAAAUCAUUCAGUAAAAUUAAGUUUAUAUCAGCAAAUAAGGUUUUCAUCAUGCUGGUCGUGUGGAAAGGACGCAAAACCGUUGGUCGCCAACUUAUUCUGUUCAAAUUGCAACGCCUUACAAAACCCUAAGAAAGACGACAACUAUUUUACGCUAAUGGGGGUGAAAGAAACUUAUGAUUUGGAUGAAAAUGAAUUGGCGAAAAAAUAUAAAGAAUUACAGAAGUAUUUGCACCCGGAUAAGUUUGCUAACAGGCAAAAAGAAGAGCUGGAGAUAUCAGAAAAAUAUUCAUCUUUAGUUAAUGAUGCAUACAAGACACUCCUUGAACCACUGGCCAGAGGCAUUUACAUGCUCCGUUUAAGAGGAAAAGAUAUGCCGGAAAAUACUGAACUCUUUGACCAAGAAUUCCUCAUGAAAAUUAUGGAGAAGAAUGAAGAAGUAGAAAGUGCAGAAACUGAAGAAGAAAUAAUGAAACUAAACAAAGAAAAUAAGGCUAUGAUCAAAGAUCUACAGAAACAAUUGUCUAGGGCAUUUUUCGAUGGAGAUUUAAAAAGAGUUGAAAAAUUGUUGAGUUACAUGAAGUAUUAUACUAGCAUAGACAAUCAAAUACAAGCAGCGAUUCGUCACAAAGGGAUUAUACGGUAGUAUAGUUAACAUCUAGUGGCCACUGACCAUACUUUGAUUUUUUUUAAAUACUGCAAUAAAUUUUCCGACCAAUGCUUCGAGAUAUUAUGAAAGAUGACAAAAAUAAAAAGGUUUAAAGAUUAAUUAUUCAAUGGAGAUUGCUUGACAACUCUACAUCAUCAUCUAUAAUUCGGAUGUUAUCAUAUUUUAGUUUUACUUUUUAACAGUGGCAACACAGUAAUCUAUUCUAUUUACGUUCGACCUCAAUGCGUAAAGAAAAUAGGCGGGAAAUGGGAAUCGCAUGUUUUGACCCUUCUCCAAGUUCAUGUGUAGGUUUUUUUUUUACUUUUUUUAAUAGCACAAGCUCACAAACAAGCGCCACCUUUUUACCCGAUUGCCGAAAGAGGGUAGUGGUAUUUUUUCUGCCUCUUGCAAAAACAAGGUCCUGCUCUGUUGCCUUAUUCGUCACCACCUAAAGCCUCCACUGCCGGCAAACAAGUAAACAAGAGAAAUGAUAUUAUUUGCUAUCCACCGCCCAUUAACAUCCAGGAUACUAAAAGGAGCGUGGAUUGCCACCUUAAAAAAAUGAAUAUGGAUUCGCGAAAGGAGACCUAAAUACUUCUCCCCUUACACCUCUACGCAGCUCCAGAGCUAAAGCUAGGGUUGCCACCUUUUACCUAAUUAAAUAUAACAUUUAGUCCUUUAUGAAAAUAAAAUAAAUUGUUUAGUUUUACCGCAAAAAUCUUUAAAACAUCGACAAUGAAAACAAAACAUAAUGGCGAUAAAAAUCGUAAAAUCAAUUUUAUUUCAUAAUGUAAUUUUGACGUAACCUUGAAUCUAGUACCUACCUUUACGUUACCAUCCAAAUGUUACACAACUUAUAUACAUAAUUAUUGUCUACGUAUACCUACUGUAAACUCUUUUAUGUAAGUUAUUUUUUAUUUGUUACCCUAGUUACACAAAAUUAUGAUGAGAUCAUAAAAUUAUUUUAAAUAAAUUUUAUUUUUAUGUAAAUACAAAAUUCUGUGUUCCAUACGUAUUUAAUAUCUACUAUUAUUAGUAUGUUACAUAGCAUAGAUUAUGUUGCGAAUAUAAUAUAAUUCUUAA
Manduca sexta (tobacco hornworm) is the source of this 1920-nucleotide messenger RNA. It is a transcript of the gene Hsc20, whose product is annotated as iron-sulfur cluster co-chaperone protein HscB. Bases 169 to 834 code for a protein of 221 amino acids. The transcript has 3 exons. The record is from RefSeq and is a predicted model, not a curated record. Gene Ontology annotation, cellular component: mitochondrion. Gene Ontology annotation, molecular function: ATPase activator activity; protein-folding chaperone binding. Gene Ontology annotation, biological process: protein complex oligomerization; [2Fe-2S] cluster assembly. Lineage: Eukaryota; Metazoa; Arthropoda; Insecta; Lepidoptera; Sphingidae.